Molecule: messenger RNA, 5476 nt
Organism: Periophthalmus magnuspinnatus
Lineage: Eukaryota; Metazoa; Chordata; Actinopteri; Gobiiformes; Gobiidae
Product: caskin-2-like
Exons: 23
Coding region: 510-4406 (1298 amino acids)
Molecular function (GO): protein binding
Source: RefSeq, a predicted model, not a curated record
GGGAAAAGUCCCGGGAUCCGAGCCUUUCCACGGGGCUAAAACUGCUCCUAUCCCCGCUCCCAUGUCCUCCCGUGUCCCGCUGCAGGGGCCCACGACACUUUUAACAACUUUUAUCAACAUUUUAACCCAUUUCAUGUCGGAUUUAAGACAUUUUAACGGAAUUUAGGCACAAAUCUGGAUAUACUUAACUUUUUUUUUCCACCAAUGCGACACGACUCUUCCUACAAACUCUGUUAAACGGCAGAUUUCUGGCUUCCACGCACGUUUGACCCAACUAAGGUGCGUCUGACCCCGCCUACUGCUCCUGUCCUCUGUGUCCUUAGACCUGGGUCAGUCCUCAGAUGGACCUGUCCACAGACCCGCUGUAGUCUGGACUCAGGACCAGGCUGUUGUCUGGUUUCCGGGGUCUAAAUUCUUUGGCCUUGGAUCAGAUCUCUGGUCUAGUCUAAGUCUGAUUUUGGGUCUAGUCCUGGUUUAGUCCCAGUCUAGUCCAGGUCUGGAGGAGGACCAUGGGGAAGGAGCAGGACCUCCUCCAGGCCGUGAAGAAUGGAGACCUGAGCCAGACCCAGAAGCUGCUGUCCAAACUCAAAGCCAACAGGAGCAAGCUGCUCGGAUCAACCAAACGCCUGAACGUGAACUACCAGGACUCAGACGGGUUCUCUGCUCUCCAUCAUGCUGCUCUCUGUGGAUCCUCUGAGCUUCUUUCUGCUCUGCUCGACGCCCAGGCCUCAGUCGACAUCAAGGACAGCAACGGCAUGCGUCCUCUGCACUACGCGGCGUGGAGGGGCGGGGCUGACUCUGUGCUGCUGCUGCUCAGGGGCGGCGCUUCUGUGAAUGGGACAUCACAGGACGGACACACACCCCUGCACCUGUCCGCCCAGUACGGACACUUCCAGGUGUCUGAGAUGUUGCUGCAGCACCAGUCAAACCCAUGUCUCCUGAACAAAGCCAAAAAGACUCCUCUGGACCUGGCCUGUGAGUUUGGACGCUUCCAGGUGGCUCAGCUCCUGCUCAGUAGUAACAUGGCUGCCGGGCUGUUGGAGGGCGAGAGGAAGGAGCCGUCAGACUCGUCCUUCACGACUCCUCUGCAUCUGGCUGCGCGCAAUGGACACAAAGACGUCAUUAGACUGCUGUUAAAGUCGGGCAUCGACAUAAACAAAACUACCAAAUCAGGUACAGCUCUGCAUGAGGCUGCCCUCUAUGGGAAGACCGAGGUGGUGCGACUGCUGCUGGAUGCCGGAGUCGACGUGAACAUCAGAAACACAUACAACCAAACGGCUCUGGACAUUGUCAACCAGUUCACCACCUCCACAGCCAGCAGAGACAUCAAGCAACUGCUCCGAGAUGCCACUGGGGUGCUGCAGGUCAGAGCGCUGAAGGAUUAUUGGAACGUCCACGACCCCACGGCCCUGAACAUCCGAGCGGGCGACAUCAUCACGGUGAUGGAGCAGCAUGCCGACGGCCGGUGGAAGGGUCACAUUCACGACUCUCAGAGAGGAACCGACCGAGUGGGAUUCUUCCCCCCGAGUAUCGUUGAAGUACUGAGCCGACGCCUUGGGGGCGCUCUCUGUAGACACGCCUCUCUGCCCACUGCCCACCGCCUGCCCCGCCCCCUGGAUCUGCCCCGCCCCCUGGACCUGCCCCGUCCCCUCGUCACGCCGCUCCUCUCUCAGACGGACGACGGCUACACACUGUACGCCCACUUCACUAACACAGCGGGAGACCGCAGCAGUGUGGGCAGCACUGCGAGCGUGGCGAGCACACGCAGCGCCGGCAGCGGACAAAGCACAGAGAGCAACAGCGCUACCAACGGGUCCACACAGAACUGCAGCCACACGCACCAUGAUAAGUUGACACCAUCUAGUGGAGACUUCAAACAGCAUGACUCCCCCACAGGGGGCGCUCCUCGGCGGCACACAGUCACAGUUCAGUCCAGAGCAGAGCCAGUCACGCAGCAGUUUGUGAGACCUCAGCAGCUCCUAGACGGAAAGGAUGCGGAGGCCAUCUUGCAGUGGCUGAGUGAGUUCCAGCUGGAGCAGUACACGCCAAACUUCUUGAACAACGGAUACGACGUUCCGACCAUCAGCCGCAUGACGCCCGAGGACCUGACAGCGAUCGGAGUAACCAAACCUGGACACCGCAAGAAGAUCGCCAUGGAGAUUACUAACCUCAGCAUCCCCGAGUGGCUCCCGGACUACAUCCCUACAGACCUGGGUGCCUGGCUCAGUACCAUCGGGUUACUGCAGUACCAGAGGAGACUGUGUGAAAACGGCUAUGACUCUAUGGAGAUUGUCAGAGACCUGAGCUGGGAGGACCUGCAGGAGAUCGGCAUCACCAAACUGGGUCACCAGAAGAAGCUGAUGUUGGCUGUGCGUCGUGUGUGUGAGCUGCACAGAGCUGCGGAGCAAGAGGAGGGGCCCCUGAGGAGACGAGCCCCGGGGCCCCCGAGCCCCAGGAACCCCAGCCUCCAGGACAGUGACCUGAGCGCGGAGUUACAGUGCGCCCCCUGUGGGCCAGACCAGUCCCUGAGCCUGUCCCAGAGCGAGGAGAGUCUGAGUGCACGCUCCCGAGGCUCCGGGCGGUCACAGGACACACCUCUGGACACGCCCCUUGACCCUCUUGAGUCCAGAGACCAGUCCCGCCCCAAACAGGUCCCCCAAGGAACUGCCACGGUCUUCAAGUACCCACCCAUCCCCGCCAAACCCUCGCAUUAUGGCCCUGCCUCAUCCCCCCGUGGCCCCUCCUCUUCCCCCCGUGGGCCCUCCCUCCUGAAGCAGCCGCACGUGUCCCGGGGCUCUCUGUCCGAUGGCGAGCAGGGCGAGGAUGAGGAAGAGGCAGUUCUUCCUCCAUCCUACGCCACAUUGAGCCGGCGGCGCUCGCAGAGGGGUGCCCCCGGUGGCUCUGAGGGGGAACGUGUGGGGCGGAGCCAGUCCUUUGCUGUCAGAGCACGGAGGAAAGGCCCACCCCCUCCCCCUCCUAAACGCCUCAGCUCCGUCAGCUCACCAAGUGACGAGCACAGCGACAGCAGCGUGUCCGAUAGCCCCGGGCGAGUCCGGACCCUUGCAAAGGCCCUUGAAGGGCCUGCAGCAGAGACCAGCCACCAGGAGGGUGUUGUGGUGCGAAGGCGGGUCCAGAGGUUGGACUCAGAUUCGGAGGAGCCGCGAGCUUUGGGCGGAGCCUCUCAGAGCAGCUCCAGUGAGUGCAUCCCAUUCGCCGAAGAGGGGAAUCUAACCAUCAAGCAGAGACCCAAAGCCCCUCCCCCACCCCGAGCUGAAGAGGUCCUGCAACUGAGCCAGAACCAGGACAAGACCAGAGACCAGACCAGAGACCAGACCAGAGACCAGACCAGGGACCAGAACAGGGACCAGAACAGGGACCAGAACAGGGACCAGACCAAGGACCAGACCAGAGACCAGACUUUGGAGUUUAACCUGAAAGAGUCAGACACAGUGAAGCGAAGACACAAACCCAAAGACCAGGGUGAGGGGUCUCCCAGUCGUGGCUCCCAGGAGCAGGGGCCUGACAGCACCACGUCCAGUCAGGAGGAGCUCAGGGCCUUUCCUCUAAAGCCUGCCCAGGAUCGAGCCCCCUCCCCUGGGUCCCCUCUCCGGCCAGAGCCCCCCUUCCGACCUGGAUCUCCACUGAGAGCAGGAUCUCCUCUCAGACUGACCCAGGACCGAGCCCCUUCCCCUGGGUCUCCUCUCAGACUGACCCAUGAACGAGCCCCUUCCCCUAGGUCUCCUCUCAGACUGACCCAGGACCGAGCCCCUUCCCCAGGGUCUCCUCUCAGACUGACCCAGGACCGAGCCCCUUCCCCUGGGUCUCCUCUCAGACUGACCCAGGACCGAGCCCCUUCCCCUGGGUCUCCUCUGAGACUGACCCAGGACCGAGCACCCUUCCCUGGGUCUCCUCUCAGGCCAGAGCCCCUUUUCAGACCUGGUUCUCCCGUUUCUUCUCCGGGUUCUCUGCACAGACCUCCUCUCUCUCCCAAACCUGUGGUGGCUCCUAAACCAGUGCGCCAGAGUCUGCUGAACCACGGUUCUGGUCGGUCGUCUCCUGGCGUCUCCGUCUCUGUGGUCCAGAGUGUGGCCUUCUCCUCCCCCUCCUCCCCACGCAGCCUAAGCCCCGCCUUCAGUCCUUCCCACUCCCUAAGCCCCGCCCUCAGCCCCGCCCGCUCGCCCUCCCGUAGUCACAUGAUCUCUCCCGGGUCACAUGAUUCAGAAGUGCAGCUGCGAUUGGAUCAGACCAGUGUGAGUCUGGAGGCGGCUCUACAUGACGUGGAGCGCAGCCUGGAGCACGGCACCGCCAGCUCCAUCGGCUCCGUCAAAUCUGCAGGGACCAUUCUGGACGACAUCGGGACCAUGUUUGACGACCUCGCCGAUCAGCUGGACGCCAUGUUGGAAUGACCUCCCACAAACACAAGAGACACUGACAUCACUCUUUGAACAGUUUUACAGUAAAGGACUGAGCCGAUUGAAGAACCUAGUUACAAAAACACAAACUUCACUGAAGAAAGAGCAUAAACAAGCUCAGUGAUCUCACAGAAAGCCGCCAUGUUGGAAUGACCCUUCAGAUCCUAAAAAUCUGCACUAAAAACUGAUGCAAAGCAAAGAGAUGAGAGAGCGCUGUUACAAAGGGACCUGCCGCACCACGUUAGAGUGACCUUUACUGACCCCGAGAGAUGCUGGAUCCAGAUGAAAUCUACUAAGAGACGCCAUGUUGGAAUGAUCUUUGAAAUUAUAGUAUGAAGUAUAGACUUUAAAUACAGAAUAACUGACUCAAAACAAGCAUCCUCUGCUCCUCCAACCCUCUUCUCCUCUGCUCCUCUCCUCUGCUCUUCUGACCCUCUCCUUUGCUCCUCUCGUCUGCUCCUGUGACCCUCUCCUCUGCUUCUCUGCUCUCCACCUCUCCUUCUCGUCUUCUCUGACACUCUCCUCUUUUCCAAAUGUAUUUUCUGUGUAAAAAGUACUUUAUAUUUGAUGUCAAAUUCCAUAAUUCCUGAAAUGUAUGAAGUUUAUUUUUGUUGACUUUUAUACUUAAUAUUUUAUUGAGAAUUCUGAUCCGUCCAAAUGACUUAAAAAUAUAUGUUUUAUUUUAUUCUCUGAUUAAGAGUAAUGUGAGAGAUGUUCAUCAAAACGCACACUCCUGAUUCAGAAGAGCAAGAACUGAACCAGGACUAAACCAGGACUAAACCAGGACUAAACCAGGACUAAACCAGGACUAAACCAGGACUAAACCUGAACUAACCUAGGACUGGACCACGACUGAACCAGGACUAAUACAGAACUGGACCAGGACUGAACUGGGAGUAUUAUGACCACUGUUCCUUUAAGCAUGUUCAGGUCAUUCCUUUAUAUUUUGAAUUAUGACUGAAACAAAACCACAUUCAUAUAAAAGUAUGUGUUUAUUUGGUGUAUUUUCAUGUAUUUAAAAGUAUUUUAAUCUUGUAUUCUCCAUAAAGCUCUUUGUACUUUUA